ACGAUGAAAUACACAAGCUCCUUCUUAGCUUUACUGCUAAGUGUGCUUUUGGGUUUUUCUGGUUCUUAUGGCCAGGGCCCAUUUUUUAAAGAAAUAGAAACCUUAAAGGAGUAUUUUAAUGCAAGUAACCCAGAUGUAGCUAAGGGUGGGCCUCUUUUCUCAGAAAUUUUGAAGAAUUGGAAAGAGGAGAGUGACAAAAAGAUUAUUCAGAGCCAAAUUGUCUCCUUCUACUUCAAACUCUUUGAAAACCUCAAAGAUAACCAGGUCAUUCAAAGGAGCAUGGAUAUCAUCAAGCAAGACAUGUUUCAGAAGUUCUUGAACGGCAGCUCUGAGAAACUGGAGGACUUCAAAAAGCUGAUUCAAAUUCCGGUGGAUGAUCUGCAGAUCCAGCGCAAAGCCAUAAAUGAACUCAUCAAGGUGAUGAAUGACCUGUCGCCAAAAUCUAACCUCAGAAAGCGGAAGAGAAGUCAGAAUCUCUUUCGAGGCCGGAGAGCAUCAAUGUAAUGGUUCUC
This is a messenger RNA of Capra hircus (goat), 512 nucleotides long. It is a transcript of the gene IFNG, whose product is annotated as interferon gamma. The record is from RefSeq and is marked provisional. Gene Ontology annotation, biological process: immune response. Gene Ontology annotation, cellular component: extracellular region. Gene Ontology annotation, molecular function: type II interferon receptor binding. Lineage: Eukaryota; Metazoa; Chordata; Mammalia; Artiodactyla; Bovidae.